AGGCUCAGAUAUUCAUCCACACACGGAACAUACAAGACUACAUAACAUGAUUUUGGUGCUGGGUCUUCUGACCCUUCUGGCUGUUGCCCACACAGAGGCAGGGCAUGUAAAGGGGAGGCCUCCCGUAGACUGGACCCAGGAGAAAUUGCAUCAGGACGAUAUUCCGUCACCACAAAUUUCAGUUGCUCCAGCCCAGGAUGCAGUGGAGGGGUGGAUUCACGACCCCAAAGACGCUCUAGAAGACCAUGCACGUAUUAAAACAGCAUCCAAAGCAGGAUCAGCAGUGGAUGCUUUGCACCAUGCUUCUGGUGAGCACCGUGGAAAAGCCCAAACAGCACCAACGCAAGUGAAAACCAUUGUAGGGCCCGCAACUACAGAUGCAGCAGCUAAUAAUCCGGCAGCAGUUAAAACAGUAGUGAAAAAAACUCAAAUUUAUACGCAAGGAGUGAAUAAUCCAACUACAACUAUUAUUAGCAGGCAAUCUGUACCAAUUACAAGAUCUCAGUAUAAAGUAAAAACCAUCCAGCGCACAUCCACACCAAUUAUCGAUUCCGACUCUGUGUUGAAAUUUGUACCCGGUUCUCCUGGAUCACCUGUACUAAUACCAGGGCAGCUGAAUAUUCCAAAAGAAAUAGGACCUCUUGGUCUAGGACCUUAUUCCGCUGAAUUCGGUCAGCGUACUAGAGUGCUCACUUCAGGACCAAGUUCAGAAUUUUCUAUUGAUACGUCUAGACCGCCUGUUGUUGCAAAUCAACCGUUGAUUAGAGCAAGAGGUGAAGCUCAAAGGCAGGCAGCAGUAACUACGGCUCAAAAUUUAGAUGUGCCAGGCCCAUCCCUCACAGCAUCAUCACCUGGUGAUUCUCUAAAUCAACCUUUGGUUUACGCGCCUCCUUCUGCUGACAUAACACCAGAAAUGAUUGCAGCUAUUGAAGGCGAAAUAGGAGCUAGAAUAGUUACCGGCAGAAUACCUGGAACCGUUAUAUCGCAGGGUGGCACACCCUUAUCUAGAAUACCAACAGGACUUUUAGACGUAAACCAAAAUAAUUUGCCAGAACGUAAGCUUAAAAUAGAAACACCAACUGUGCAAAACGUUGAUUAUAGGAAAGAUAGCGUUAUUCUUAGGCCCCAAACACAAGGAAGCUCUGGAGUUGCACCAGCAGGUAAUAUUCAAUCGUACACAGGGGCCGGACGCAGACCGCCUGCACCUAUAUUACAAAGCCCUGUUCAAACGUCCCUACCAGUGAGAAAGUAUACCGCAUACGAAACUGUUAGACGUACUCCAAUAUCUUCAGUCGUACCAUCAAGAGCAAGUUUCGAUGCACCAGUUUCACCAUUAGGUGAGAAUGUACCAAUCUCAGGUGUCGAUGGAAACGUCUUCGGUCGUGUUGGACAGAUUUUUGAAAUGUCUCCAGGAGGAAAACUAACUCCUGUUUCUGAUUCAAAACCAGAUACAGAUAAAUAUGUGAAAACAUUAAAAGAAAAAAUACGAUCAGGGAACCAGAGGACACAAACAGUUGUUUCUACUGUAAAAAAACCGGAAGUUUCACCACAAAUAUCGUUAUCAACAGGAGGUUCACCUAGGCAGCCUCUCAAUAAUGUGCCCAUAUCUGGACUUGAUGGUAAUGUUCAAGGCCAAGUAGGUCAAAUUUUUGAGAUCUCUGAUGAUGGCAAGCUAGUUCCUGUUUUGGAUUCUCCUGCUCCAGUACCACCUGCAGCAGUUGUUACCUCUCCGAGAAAGCCUGCCGAAGUUAAGCCAGCACCUCAACCACCAUUAUCAGUAGCUUCAUUACCUAGUCCAAGACCACAAGCGACACCUAUUUCCAGAGGCAGUUCAAUUGUACCUCCAAGAACUUCAUUACUCUCCCAAAAUUUCGGCACAAGAACGUCCUCCUAUUUACCAUUAAACGUUGUACAAAGAACCGGUUCUGAAUUUCCCAAUGUGCCAAGAGGAUACCAAACCUUUUCAGGAAUCCAAAGCGUUGGAUUCGCUAGAAUCCCAGGAGAGGGCUUAACAGGAAUUGAAUUAUCGUCAUUUCCAGGAAUAGAAGACGCUCUUACUGAAGGAAUCAUUAGCAAUGAGUUGUUAGCGCAAAUACCUUCAAGAAGCUUAGCUACUCCUCCCGGAUUUCAAAAUGUGCUACCCUUUGGCACAAUACCUUCUCCGAUACAGCCAAUUCCAGGUUUUAUAUCAGGUACAAGAUCUACCCAAAUCCUUUCAGCAGGAGCAAGCCCAUUUCAAGGAACCUUGCAAGAAAUAGUAGCACCUGGUUCACUUCCAAAAGAUCCCCUUCCUUUUCAAAUAGCCUCUUUUCAAAACAGAGCACCCCAAAAUUUGCCACUUCCCCUCCAGAUACCUUUUGGAACAAGGUCACAAGCAAUUUCUCCAGGCAGAUCUCCACAAGUGAUUGAUGAUAGAACUCUGCAGGCACCAAGAAGAGAUCCUCCAGCAACUUCUGGAAGAACUGAUUUAAGAUCUUCUCCACGUAGAACUCCACAAAUACCAACUCAGGUCGUAACUCCCCAAAAACCAAGCACUACUAUUCAAAAACCAUCAUUGCCAAGAACAACUCCUCAAAGGCCAUUACCUCCAAGUAGAAUUAGCCAAACGACUUCUUCAAACGUAACUCCUGUACCACCGUCCAUACGAAGAACUCCUCAAGUACCUCCUGCCUCAAGCAGAGUUCCACAGACACAAACUACUCCUAGCAGAAUUCUUCAAACAACGACUACUUCAAGGAGAACAGGAACUUCUAAUGUAGGUAGAAUCCCUCAAAAACCUAUUUCCGUCCAAAGAACUACAUCUCUUAGUGGAACUCGACAACUGCCCCCUUUUCGGGACACUAUUUCACGCAUAGAACAAAGCGUAUUUCAAGGAGCGCCUCAAAGCACUACGGGAGGGUUAAGAGUUGAUUUCUCACAAGACAAGGUUCCGAUAUCAGGUGUUGAUGGAAAUAUCUAUGGCAACGUUGGUCAGAUUUUUGAAGUGUCUUCAGAUGGUAACUUAGUACCUGUAACAGAUUCACAAGCCUUGCCAGAGAAACCAAAACCAGCACCACCAAGUAGACGAAUCAUUACAGCAACAAGUACUAGGAUUUCGCAACCUUCACCACAAAUUGCCCCGAGACCACAAAUCGUAUUGCAAGGAGCACCUCAAAGCCCCACAGGAGGGCUAGGAGUUGAUUUCUCACAAGACAAGGUUCCGAUAUCAGGUGUUGAUGGAAAUAUAUUUGGCCACGUUGGUCAGAUUUUUGAAGUGUCUUCAGAUGGUAAAUUAGUACCUGCAACAGAUUCACAAGCCUUGACAGACAAACCAAAACCAGCAACACCAAGCAGACGAAUCAGUACAGCAACAGGUACUAGGAUUUCUCAACCUUCACCACAAAUUGCCCCGAGACCACAAAUCGUAUUGCAAGGAGCACCUCAAAGCACUACAGGAGGGCUAGGAGUUGAUUUCUCACAAGACAAGGUUCCGAUAUCAGGUGUUGAUGGAAAUAUAUUUGGCCACGUUGGUCAGAUUUUUGAAGUGUCUUCAGAUGGUAAAUUAGUACCUGCAACAGAUUCACAAGCCUUGACAGACAAACCAAAACCAGCAACACCAAGCAGACGAAUCAUUACAGCAACAAGUACUAGGAUUUCUCAACCUUCACCACAAAUUGCGCCGAAACCACAAAUCAGUCGAACCACAAUUCAAAGUCCCAAGACCACUAUACUAACAGCUCAGCGAACUGAAACGAGGACCAAUGUAGAGCAAACAAUACCGACUGCGGGGGCAACAAGAUCUGGUACUGCACCAGGAAAUAUUCAAUCUUUAUUAGGCGGAAUUAGUUCUCAAAGAUCCACUGGUCCACAAACUAUUCGAAACGACGAACAAAUACAACUAAAGGUCGACGAAGAGAUUACAGAUCAUCUGCUUAAACCAACUGCGUCAUUCCAGCUUGAUCCAGCAAUACAAAUGACAGGACCAAAAAGCACCUUUCAUAGAACCGAAGAAGCAUCUCCGCAGGUAAUUUCUAUAACUCAAGGAGGCCUAAAGGAUGAUCUGCAACAACAGCAAGUACACUCUACAGGUUUCUCACAAGUUCCUCCACAUUCUGUUUCGGCUUCUCAAAUACCAUUGUUGACAAGAGUUAAUGAAACUCCGGACUCUCAAGAACAAGUACUAGAACAAGUGCUGUUGUAGAAAGAAAAGAGAAGCUAAUUUUUGUACAGUGGUUUAGGGGGGAACUGGUGUUCAUAUAUUUUAUCUAAAUUCAUAAACUUAAAUGCGUUUUCAAAGAAAAGUCUUGAAUGUUCUAAAUAAAAAAAAUUCAAUACAACUGUGGAAAACUUUUUGAA
Uloborus diversus is the source of this 4335-nucleotide messenger RNA. RefSeq names its product mucin-2-like. Lineage: Eukaryota; Metazoa; Arthropoda; Arachnida; Araneae; Uloboridae. The transcript is spliced from 4 exons. Bases 47 to 4180 code for a protein of 1377 amino acids. The record is from RefSeq and is a predicted model, not a curated record.